Drosophila grimshawi is the source of this 1225-nucleotide messenger RNA. It is a transcript of the gene Hen1, whose product is annotated as small RNA 2'-O-methyltransferase. Gene Ontology annotation, molecular function: O-methyltransferase activity; RNA methyltransferase activity. Gene Ontology annotation, cellular component: nucleus; cytoplasm. The record is from RefSeq and is a predicted model, not a curated record. Gene Ontology annotation, biological process: piRNA processing; RNA methylation; siRNA processing. Bases 1 to 1155 code for a protein of 384 amino acids. The transcript has 4 exons. Lineage: Eukaryota; Metazoa; Arthropoda; Insecta; Diptera; Drosophilidae.
AUGUUUGAGUAUACAAUGCCUUGUGGGGGCUUCAAAACACUGACGACAAUGACUGACACUACAAUCAAAUUUGAUUCUCCAGUUUACGAGCAGCGAUAUUGUGCGGCCAUUCAAAUACUGGAGGAUCCGCGCUGGGCUCAUGAAAUCAAAAAAGUUACUGAAUUUGGAUGCGCGGAGAUGCGACUUUUUCAAUUAAUGCGACGCAUCGAAAAUAUUGAGCACGUCCUCCAGGUGGACAUUGACCAUGAACUUUUAAGAACAUAUUUAAGUCGCAUCAAUCCAUUAUGCUCUGAUUAUCUUAGACAACGUCAGAGUCCAUUGCACGUCGAGGUUCUGCAAGGCAGCGUAGCGGAUUCGGCUGUGGAAUUGAGAAAUACAGAUGCAGUCAUAGCCUUGGAACUUAUUGAGCAUGUAUACGAUGAUGUGCUGUCUAAAAUACCAAUAAAUAUAUUUGGCUUUAUGCAGCCAAAAAUUGUGAUUUUUAGUACACCAAAUUCGGAUUUCAAUAUUAUAUUCACUCGCCUCAAGUCGUUGCUGUCAAAUGGAUUUCGACACCAUGAUCACAAGUUCGAAUGGACAAGAGAAGAAUUUAAAAACUGGUGCUUGGGCAUUACUGAAAAGUAUCCCAAUUAUAUGUUCUCCGUACUGGGAGUAGGUGAACCGCCCGCAGGCCUCGAAUCUGUGGGUCACGUCUCGCAAAUUGCGCUGUUUGUGAGGAAAGACAUGCUGGGCAUGCCAUUGAUGGAACCACUUACACUUAAACCUCUCCCAGUCGGUGAAUCGCCUUACAAAAUUCUGCAUGCUGUUGAUUUUCCAUUCUAUAAGGACACGCGUUCGCUGGAGGAGAAGAUUUGGGUAGAGGUUCAAUCCGAACUACAUAGCUGCACACUGAACGAGGCUAACUAUGACGACGAGAAGUGUGCCUACAAAAUGUCCAUAGCUCUGCUAUUGAAACGACUCGAGCAUAUGGGCGCCACAAGGAACAUUUUGGAUCAACUCUUGGCGGAGCAUAAGAAACAGAUUGAAAACGAUUUCGUUCUGAUCGAGGAAGAGGAGAACGAUUCCAACAACAGCGAAUCCAAUAUAUUUGCUGAGGAAGAGGACAAUUCAAUUAAGCCCGUCUGCGAGACUGAGGAAGAAAACUGGGAUACAUAAAUAAUACAAGAAAUUUCACACAUGUAUUAAUUGCCGCAAACAGAACAUAAAUCUAACAAGUGCAACUGUU